Messenger RNA from Pseudoliparis swirei, 8717 nucleotides. RefSeq names its product Down syndrome cell adhesion molecule a (gene dscama). The transcript has 34 exons. Lineage: Eukaryota; Metazoa; Chordata; Actinopteri; Perciformes; Liparidae. The record is from RefSeq and is a predicted model, not a curated record. Gene Ontology annotation, biological process: dendrite self-avoidance; axon guidance; homophilic cell-cell adhesion. Gene Ontology annotation, cellular component: axon; plasma membrane. Bases 1572 to 7907 code for a protein of 2111 amino acids. Gene Ontology annotation, molecular function: cell-cell adhesion mediator activity.
UAUCGCUGCAGGCGAGUCUCACGCGCCGAACCCUCUGCUGGCGGCACAUUUCAGUGACAAAGAAUCUUAAAACAUAUUCAACCUGCUCAAUGAAUUCUAUCACUUCAGGGAAAUGACAACUGUUUUCAAGUUGGCGGAUAAAGUCGCUGCUGUGUGGGCGAGUGAACAGCGGAAUAUUCUACAUGUUUCAGACGUUGACCGGGUAGAAGAGGCUUUUAAAAGAGUUUGAGCGGUACUCCAACCACAAAAGACCCGACUGCAAAAGAAUAGACCUGCAACCCAUUUGUAAACAAACCCACCCGGUGAAUCGAGCCCGUCUGAGCUAGAAAAAAAUGUGUUGGAGAUGCAAAUGACGGUGGCCUUAAGGGACAUUUCACACAACAACUCUGCCGGUGUUCUAAUGACAGCGACCAGAACUCGGUGAGGAGCAGCGGACCAAACACACGUCUGUGUCGCCGUCUCCAUUAGCGGCUCGUUGCAGCUCGCUCCGGCUCAUGUUCAGCCCUCCACUGGUCCUUAGUGGUCCCAUGUCCCCCUUGGCAGUGGUCCAGUGGGGUCCCCAAGUGGUUUCCUGGGUGAAUUCCUGUUGCCAGAGUCCGGUACAGAGUUCGUGAACCUGGCGUAACGUCUUCUGCUGCGAGUCUUCGCAGGAAUAAUGGACUUGGUGUACAGGCCUGACUCGGUGUAAAAGGGAAUUAAAAUGAUGACCUUCGGUACCGACCCGUCCGAGCCCGACUCCGCCGACUCCUCCGACGCGCCCGACGCGUCCAACUUCGACAGGCCCGACGCGGACUGGCCCGCAGGUAAGUUAUCAGGUAAGUAAAACACUUGUCCCUUUAAACUUACACUUACACUACACUGUUUAAAGUACUGUUAUUGGUUUGUAUGUGCACUUUAUUUUAUAUUCUACUGUAAAUGUAAAAUGUUACAAUUCUUGCACUUUGUUGAUUGUUGAUUGUUUAAUGUUGUCUAAUGUUGCACCACCCGCCAUGACACAUUCCUUGUAUGUGAAAAUAUAGUUUACAAUAGAUAGAUGAAUAGACAGACCGAGAGACAAUUGAUUGAUAGAUAGAUAGAUAGAUAGAUAGAUAGGCAGACAGACAGAUGGACGGAUAGAUAGAGCGAUGAACAGAUCCUUUAUUUAUCCACAGGGGGAAAUUUGGUUGUAGAAGCAAGGAUACAGAGUAAACACACAAUAUAUACAAUAAAAUAGUUGAGCAGGACAUAUUCAAUUUUAGAAAAUUAAAUGAUAAAUAAAAUGCAAAGUCUAGAGAGUGUAUUUUCAGUUAAAGGGUUAUUGAUCAAUUUAAGGAGGAUAUGGUCAGAGGUGAUUUAUUAUAAAGUCUUAUAGCAGUUGGCAGGAAUGUUCUCCCGUAUCUGUCCUUUGGUAUUCCUUUCCUCUCACCCUCUCUUUAGCUGUGGAACGUCCUGAAGCAGCUUCGGCCCCAGUCCCCCAGAAACCAAAAGAGUCCACCAGGAGCAGCAGGAAGAGGAGGAGCCCGACUGCCCGGCAGGACUGAUAAAGUGCCAACCAGCCUUCUCCCGCCAGGCGCGAGGGAAGGCUGGUUGGCAUGGUUAUACUUACUAACAUUAAGAAAAGUCUCCAAGUUAUUUAUUUAGGUAUCGAUUGCUGUGAUACAAGAAGAAACUUCCAGGAUCUCCUUGACGACGACGAAGAAGAUGACGAGGGAGGACCACAUGAGAAGGAUGAAGGACUACAGGACCAGAUGCAGAGCGGCGGUUGCCUUUCUUUUAGUGGGCGGAUUUUCUGUGAAGAUCUACAUUCCAGCUUAUAUUUUGUCAAUGCAUCUGUGCAAGAGGUAGUGUUUGCCAGCACCACAGGGACAUCGGUGCCCUGUCCCGCCACCGGCGUGUCCCCUAUCUCACUGCGCUGGUACCUGGCCACCAGCGAGGAGAUCUAUGAUGUGCCAGGCAUCCGCCAUGUGCACCCCAAUGGCACCCUUCAGAUCUUCCACAUCCCCCCUUCCAGCUUCAGCAAACUCAUCCACGACAACACCUACUAUUGCACAGCGGAGAACCCCUCAGGGAGAAUCAGGAGCCAAGAUGUCCACAUUAAGGCUGUGCUACGAGAGCCCUACACAGUCCGGGUGGAGGACCAGAAAGCCAUGAGGGGCAAUGUGGCGGUCUUCAAGUGCAUUAUCCCUACCUCAGUGGAGACCUACAUCACUGUUGUGUCCUGGGAGAAAGACACACUGUCAAUCAACGCUGAAAUGUCACGGUUUCUCAUCACAUCCACCGGAGCCAUGUAUAUCCUGGAUGUGCAAAUGGAGGACGGGCUGUACAACUACCGAUGUAUGACACGCCACCGGUACACGGGAGAGACCCGACAGAGCAAUAGUGCCCGCCUCAUUGUCUCAGACCCCGCCAACUCGGCACCACACAUCCUGGACAGCUUUGAGCGGCGCGAGGUGAUGGCAUCUCAUCGGGUGGAGUUGCCCUGCAAGGCCUCCGGGCACCCCGCACCUAAAUACCGCUGGCUAAAAGACAACCGGCCGCUGGAGCCCGACACUCGCUUCAGACAGAGUGUGACAGGCCUGCUGAUCGAGAGAGCGCAGUCCAGCGACACUGGGGCAUAUGUGUGUGAGGUGUGGAAUGGCUACGGCAAUGCUGAGGUGGUCGGCAUGCUGCUGGUAAAAGAGUUCCUGAAGGUCGUGGUGAGCCCCCGGAAGGUGAAGGGCAGCGUGGGAAGCCAGGUUUCACUGUCAUGCAGUGUAACCGGCUCCGAGGAGUACCAGUUGUCCUGGUACCGCAACGGAGAGCUCAUCUACCCCAGUAACAGCGUUCGCAUGACAGGCCAAAACAGGGAGAACCUGGUCAUGGCCGGCAUGGCCAAGAGCGACGGAGGAGCCUAUCAGUGUUUCGCCCGACAUGGCAAGAUGUCCGCCCAGGACUUCGUUCAAGUCAUACUGGAAGAUGGCACCCCCAAGAUUCUGGCUUCAUUCAGCGAAAAGGUCUACAACAUCAACGAGUUUGUGUCGCUGAUGUGCACGGUGAAGGGCACGCCGGAGCCUCGGGUGACGUGGACUCUGGACGAUGAACCCGUGGUGCGGGACAGCCGCCAUCGCAUCUCCCACUCCACCAACGCCGAGGGCCACGCGGUCAGCCACCUCAACAUCAGCCAGACCCAGGUGCCCGACGGAGGGGUGUAUCGCUGCAUCUGCAACAACUCGGCCGGGACAGUUUCCUACCAGGCGCGAAUAAACGUAAGAGGGCCUGCCAGCAUCAGACCAAUGAAAAACCUCACUGCCAUCGCUGGGCGGGACAUGUACAUCCACUGCCGCGUCAUUGGCUACCCGUACUACUCCAUCAAGUGGUACAAGGACUCUAAUUUGCUGCCAUACAACCACCGCCAGCGGGCCUUCGAGAACAACGGCACCCUGAAGCUGUUUGACGUGCAGAAGGACGUGGAUGAAGGCGAAUACACGUGCAACGUGCUGGUGCAGCCACAGCUCUCCACACACCAGAGCGUCUACGUUACUGUGAAAGUUCCUCCUACCAUCCACCCAUUUGAGUUCCCUCGGUUUUCCAUCGGCCAGCGAGUCUUCAUCCCCUGCGUGGUCAUGUCCGGCGACCAGCCCGUCUUCAUCACCUGGCAGAAGGACGGUCGGCCCAUCCCGGUCAGCCUGGGUGUCACCAUCGACAACAUCGACUUCACCAGCUCCCUGCGUGUCUCUAACCUCACACUGAUGCACAACGGCAACUACACCUGCGUCGCGCGCAACCAGGCCGCCGCCGUUGAGCACCGGAGCCAACUCAUCGUCCGAGUUCCUCCCAAAUUUGUGGUGCAACCAAAGGACCAGGACGGCAUCUAUGGAAAGGCAGUGAUACUCAACUGCUCAGCUGAAGGCUAUCCUGUUCCUACCAUCCAGUGGGAGUACUCCAAAGGCGCCGGCGUCCCUCAGUUCAAACCCAUCGCCCUCAACUCAGGCUUCCGGAUCGAGGUGCUGGUCAACGGCUCUCUGUUCAUCAAGCAUGUGCUGGAAGAAGACAGCGGCUUCUACCUGUGUAGAGUCAGCAACGACGUUGGAGCUGAUGUCAGCAAGUCCAUGUAUCUCAAUGUCAAAAUCCCUGCCAUGAUCACGUCCUACCCCAACACCACGCUGGCCACGCAGGGUGAGCAGAAGAAGAUGAGCUGCACGGCUCACGGUGAGAAACCCAUCAUGGUCCGCUGGGAGAAGGAGGAACGCAUCAUCAACCCUGAGACCAGCCGUUAUGUGGUUUCUGUCAAGGAGAUGGGCGACGAGGUCAUCUCCACCCUGCAGAUCAUGCCCACAGUGAGGGAGGACUCUGGCUUCUUCUCCUGCCAUGCCAUCAACUCCUUUGGUGAAGACAGAGGAAUCAUACAGCUCACAGUGCAAGAGCCACCGGAUCCCCCAGAGGUGGAGAUCAGAGAAGUUAAGGACAGGACCAUUGCACUGCGUUGGACUAUGGGUUUUGAUGGCAACAGCCCGAUCACAGGCUUCGACAUUGAAAGCAAGAACAAAUCAGCCUCCUGGGAUACCGCUCAAAAGACCAAAGAUGUCUCACCUCAGCUCAACCAGGCCACCAUCAUCGACCUCCACCCCUCCUCCACCUACAACAUCCGCAUGUUCGCCAAGAACCUCAUCGGCAAGAGCGAGGCCAGCAACGAGCUCACCAUCACCACGGACGAGGCCGCUCCUGAUGGACCCCCUCAGGAAGUGCAGCUGGAAGCCCUCUCCUCUCAGAGCAUCCGAGUCUCUUGGCGGGCGCCGAAGAAGCACCUCCAGAACGGAGCCAUCAAAGGCUUCCAGGUGGGCUACAGGGAGUACAGCUCUGGUGGAAACUACCAGUUCAGUGUGAUCAGCAUAGAGACCACAGGGGACAACGCAGAGAGCCUGGUGCUGGACAACCUGAAGAAGUUCACCCAGUACGGAGUCGUGGUGCAAGCCAGCAACAGCGCCGGGACGGGGCCCUCUUCCGCGGAGUUGGCCGCCACCACGCUGGAAGACGUGCCCAGUCGUCCUCCAGAGAACGUCCAGGCCACUGCAACGUCUCCGGAGGUCAUCUCUCUGUCCUGGCUGACCCCUCCCAAAGACGCUCUCAACGGCAACCUGGUGGGCUUCAGGCUCAUCUACUGGGCCAACCUGCCUGAUGGAGAGCUCGGAGAGAUCAGGAAUGUGACGUCCUCUAAGCCCUCUCUGGAGCUGGACGGACUGGAGAAGUACACCAACUACAGCAUCCAGGUGUUGGCCUUCACCAGAGCUGGAGACGGCGUUCGCAGCGAACAGAUUUACACCCGCACCAAGGAGGACGUUCCCGGGCCUCCGGCGGGCGUGAAGGCAGCCGCUGCAUCGAACUCCGUGGUGUUUGUGUCCUGGCUCCCUCCUCUCAAAGUGAACGGCAUCAUCAGGAAAUACACCGUGUUCUGCUCCAACCCACACCCCACGGUGAGCAGUGAGUUUGAAGCGGCCCCAGAUGUGUUCCACUACCGCAUCCCCAACCUGAGUAGGAACCGUCAGUACAGCAUCUGGGUGGUGGCCGUCACCGCCGCGGGCCGUGGAAACGCCAGUGAAAUCAUCACCGUCAAACCCAUGGCUGAGGCUCCGGCUCGGAUCCUGACCUUCAACAGGACUGUAACGACCCCCUGGAUGCGGGACAUUGUGCUGCCUUGUAAAGCAGUGGGUGAUCCAUCCCCAACCAUUAAGUGGCUGAAGGAGUUCAAUGGAACCCCAACACCUGUCGUGAUUGACAGCCGGCGCAGCGUCCAUGGCAACGGCAGCCUUGUUAUUCGCACGGUGAAAGCAGAGGAUUCUGGGAACUACACUUGUGUGGCCAGCAACAGCUUUGGCUCAGACAAGAUCGUCCUCAACCUGCAGGUGCAAGUUCCACCGGACCAGCCUCGCCUCACAGUGACUAAGACCACCACCACCUCAAUAACCCUCUCCUGGAUCCCUGGAGACAACGGGGGCAGCUCCAUCAGAGGCUACAUUCUGCAGUACUCGGAGGAUAACAGCGAGCAGUGGGGCAACUUCGCCAUCAGUCCCAGUGAGCGCUCCUAUCGGCUGGAGAACCUCAAGUGUGGCACCUGGUACAAGUUCACACUCACAGCCCAGAAUGCAGUGGGGCCGGGACGCAUCAGUGAGAUCAUUGAGGCAAAGACCCAUGGGAAAGAACCUCAGUACUCUAAAGACCAGGAGCUGUUCACCACCAUCAAUGCCACCCGGGUCAAGCUUAACCUGAAUGGCUGGAAUAACGGCGGAUGCCCCAUCACCUCCUUCACCUUGGAGUAUCGGGCCGUGGAGGCACCCGCGUGGACCACGGCGCAGCGCACCUCCCUCACCAAGAGCUACAUCCUGUACGACCUGCAGGAGGCCACCUGGUACGAGCUGCAGAUGAAAGUCUACAACAGCGCCGGCUCCGCCGAAAAGAGAGUCAAGUUCUCGACACUCAGCUACGACGGCAGUACCAUCGCACCGUUGGUGAAGGCGCCCAAUGUGAGCGAGGACCACUCCGGGGGCGGCGAGGGUUUGAAGAUGAUGGUGACCAUUUCCUGCGUGCUGGUGGGCAUCGUCGUCAUCUUCAUCGGGCUGCUGGUGCUCAGGAGGAGGAGGAGGGAGCAGAGGCUCAAAAGGCUGCGUGAUGCAAAAAGUUUGGCUGAGAUGCUCAUGAGUAAAAACACACGUCCAUCUGAGCCAAUUAACAAACAGCAGCAGACACUCCGCAUGCACAUUGACAUCCCCAGAGCUCAGCUCCUGAUCGAGGAGAGAGACACCAUGGAGACUGCCGGUAAGGCCCGGCACCAGAGAGGAAAGUCACAAGUAACUCUCGCAGCGGAUGAAGCUGGCGAUCGUAGUGCUGAGCUCGUUUUCUGUCGCCGCCCCACAGACGACAGGUCCACUGUGUUACUGACCGAUAACGACUUUGGGGAGACCCAGAAACAGAAGUCGUCCACAGUCACCCACACAGUCCACUACCAGUCCCUGUCCCAGGCCACCGGGCCCCUGGUGGAUGUGUCCGAUGCCAGACCAGGAACCAGUAAGUUCAACCCCACCGCCCGCCGCAUGGCCAAAGCCGGCCCAGCUGCUCGCAACCGCUACGCCAGCCAGUGGACCCUGAACCGCCCACACCCCCCUGUCUCCUCCCACACUCUCAGCACCGACUGGAGGCUGCCCACCCCCAGGGUGGCGGGCUCCGUUGACAAGGAAAGCGACAGUUACAGCGUCAGCCCAUCUCAGGACACAGACCGAGCGCGGAGCAGCAUGGUGUCGACGGAGAGCGCGUCCUCCACCUACGAGGAGCUCGCCAGGGCCUACGAGCACGCCAAGAUGGAGGAGCAGCUGCGCCACGCCAAGUUCACCAUCACCGAAUGCUUCAUCUCUGACACUUCCUCGGAGCAGAUGACGGCGGGCACCAACGACUACACGGACAGCCUGACCUCCAGCACGCCGUCCGAAUCGGGCAUCUGCCGCUUCACUGCUUCCCCGCCCAAGCCUCAGGACGUCAGCCGGGUCAUGAACAUGGCGGCGCCCAAGGCCCACAGACCGGGGGGCGAGCUGGUUCACCUUCCUCCGUACCUGCGCAUGGACUUCCUGUUAAACCGAGGCAUGACCUGCUCGGGGUCAUCCAGGGGGACAGCGAGCGGGGAGAGAGCGGCCAUGGGUCAGGCCUGCCUGGAGCCCCAGAAGAGUCGCUCGCUGAAGCGGCCUUCGCGCAUGGCGCCGCCGACGCCCACAGAGGCCCCUCAGGCCAACAGGGACCCCGUGGCCCAGUGGCAGCCCGGCGCCGCAGCCACACUCCCCCACAGAGAGGGCUCGGAGCUGGCCCAGGCCGCCAAGCUCAGCACCUCCCAGGAGUCCCUGCUGGACUCGCGAGGACAUCUGAAACCGAGCAGCAACCCCUACGCCAAGUCCUACACGCUGGUAUAACAGCAGGGGCGCCGAGGGCGGGGCUAGAACUCACUAACACUGGACUUAACACGCAAGUGCAGUAAACUGACUUUCACCACGCAGUUCUGUAUAUAUGUGCCCCCCCCCCCUCUCUUUUACUAAUCUCCUUUUAUAUAUUUUAGAGCUUUCUUUUAUAUCUUGUUUGUAUUUCUUUCUUUUUUCUUUUUGUUUCACUUGAGAAAAAAUGCACUCAUCGGAAACAACUCGAGUCGGAGUUUUGCCAAACUAAUGGAGUAACGAGGGAGCGUUAUUUAUUCUUGAUUAUUGUUAAAAUCUUUAUAAUUAAUCAGUGAUUAUUAAUUGUUAGUUGUCAGCUAUUAAUGAUCAUUCAUUAUUGAUUACCAAAUGAUCUAUUAUCACCAUUACUACAAGUUUUCAUAAGAACCCGGACAUCCUUUUUUUCUGGAGUGGAAGAUGACGAUUUGGAGUCAUUUUUUUCCUAUGGAAUAUCCUUCUGAAACAUUGAAUGAAUCUCGGGAGAAAUCUUGGAAUAAAAGCAAUUGACACCAGUCCAAACUUUUCAGCUGCUCUCAAAUUGUAACUUUUUUUAAAGAAAAAAAAAUCUAUUUCCUAUGGAUGCAUGGGGACUGACCAAUUAAAAGACAAUGAGGAUUACGAUCGAGGCUGGACAGCCCAGUCGAGCAUUUUGUCACACUAUGAAAUGAUCCAAUGUGAAGAUUUAUUAUUCUUAUUACUAUAAAUAUAUAUAUAAAAAGAGAAAUCACUUUUAUUUGUGGAUAUUACAGGGAAGAAUUGAUUUGGUUAAUAAAGUCCUUAGUCAUGUUUGCA